Messenger RNA from Larimichthys crocea (large yellow croaker), 12312 nucleotides. It is a transcript of the gene fryb, whose product is annotated as furry homolog b (Drosophila). Gene Ontology annotation, cellular component: site of polarized growth; cell cortex. The transcript has 66 exons. Gene Ontology annotation, biological process: neuron projection development; cell morphogenesis. Bases 544 to 9852 code for a protein of 3102 amino acids. NCBI's taxonomy places the organism in Eukaryota, Metazoa, Chordata, Actinopteri, Sciaenidae. The record is from RefSeq and is a predicted model, not a curated record.
CUGUGCCUCAGAGACUCAGAGGAGUGAGAAAGACAGAGAGAGAAACAAAGAACAGGUGAGAGCAAAAACAGGGCACGUAAGGAGAAGACAGCUGUACUUUUACAGGAAUUAAACAAAAGAAGACUCGGAGAGAGUUGGUUUUGUUUUUUUUCUCAUCCAAAACAAGAGUGACAAAAGGAGCUCUCACUGGGAGAACCUGAACUCUCAGGAGAGCUGUGUAUCUGUAACAACAAAGCAAUGAGCUCACUGUCUCUGGAUUGAAUGGACUCGACAUAAAGAAGGAGAAGAAACCGGUGUGAAAAGAAACUGGAUACCAGCAUGUGGACAAAAAGGACAUGAAGGAACUGAAACCUGGGAUUUUAGGAGUGCCUGAACAGUCUGUUUAAAUCUUUUUUUUUCUUUUUCAAAGUGCUGUUUCUCUGGAACAAGACUUUUUAUGCUGACUUUACACUAGACUUACUGUCUAAACAUCAUGUAGUGUCUCCUUGCUAGCUCUGAGGAGGGCCAACUUUUGACUACUUGGAGUGGUUUGACAGUGGAGACAUGUCUCUAGAAGAUGUAGGAAGCACAACCAGCCUUGUGGCUGAAAGCGUCACCUCAGACCACUGCGAUGGCCACUCUCUGAAGCAAAGUCAGGACCAGGAUCUGGAGAACCAGAGCCAAGGCCAGGAUGGGAUAGUUCUGGAGCGUAUUGCCUCCCUGUCGUUGGACAUGUUUGAACCCAGCGAUUUCACUGGGAGGUUUACAAAGAUCCAGUCUAGGUCCAGAAAGAGAACAAGGAUCAUCGGAGCCUCUCCAGUGGGACUGAAGCCACCCCUCCCGCCAGUCAGUGGAACCUUGGGAGAGAGGAAGGGUCCUGUGGUCAUGGCGCCUGUCAACGUGGACCCUGAGAGUAAGCCGGGCGAGUUCGUCCUAAAGAGCUUGUUCGCCAACUUCACCUUGCUCUCAGAGCGCAAGAUCCGCAUCAUCAUGGCCGAACCACUGGAGAAGCCACUGAACAAAUCUCUGCAGAGAGGAGAGGACCCCCAGUUCGACCAGUUGAUCAGCUCUAUGAGUUCUCUGGCAGAGUACUGUCUGCCGUCUAUCCUGAAGACUCUGUUCGACUGGUACAAGAGGCAAAACGGGCUGGAAGACGAGUCUCAUGAAUAUCGACCCAGGGCCAACACCAAGUCAAAAAACGAUGAGCAACAGAAGGACUACUUAUUGGAGCGGAGAGAUCUGGCGAUAGACUUCAUCUUCUCUCUAGUGCUUAUUGAAGUUUUAAAGCAGAUCCCCCUCCAUCCUCUCCUGGAUGGACUCAUCCAAGAAGUUAUAAACCUGACCUUCAAACACUUCAAAUACAAGGAAGGGUACUUGGGACCCAACACAGGCAACAUGCACAUAGUGGCUGACCUCUAUGCUGAAGUAGUGGGAGUCGUAGCUCAGUCCAGGUUCCCAGGAGUGAGGAAGAAGUUCAUCUCCGAGCUGAAGGAGCUGAGACAAAAGGAGCAGAGCCCUUACGUGAUCCAGUCCACCAUCAGCCUCAUCAUGGGACUCAAAUUCUUCCGCAUCAAAAUGUAUCCGGUGGAAGACUUUGAAGCCUCCUUCCAGUUCAUGCAGGAGUGUGCUCAGUAUUUCCUGGAAGUGAAGGAUAAAGACAUUAAGCACUCAUUAGCCGGGCUCUUUGUGGAGAUACUUGUACCUGUAGCUGCUACUGUGAAGAACGAGGUGAACGUGCCAUGUCUACGAAACUUCGUAGAGAGUCUGUAUGACACCACACUGGACCUGUCCUCUAGGAAGAAACACUCUCUGGCUCUGUAUCCUCUGGUGACCUGCCUGCUAUGUGUCAGUCAGAAGCAGUUCUUCCUCAGCCGCUGGCACAUUUUUCUCAAUAACUGCCUCUCAAAUCUUAAGAAUAAAGAUCCCAAAAUGGCACGUGUGGCUCUAGAAUCACUUUACCGUCUGCUGUGGGUCUACAUGAUCCGGAUAAAGUGCGAGAGCAACACUGGAACACAGAGUCGUCUGACGUCCAUCACCUCCACCCUGUUCCCCAAAGGGAGUCGUAGCGUUGUGCCCAGAGACAUGCCCCUUAACAUUUUUGUCAAGAUCAUCCAGUUUAUUGCACAGGAGAGACUGGAUUUCGCCAUGAAGGAGAUCAUAUUUGACCUGCUGAGUGUUGGGAAACCUGCCAAAGCCUUCAGUCUCAACCCAGAGCGUAUGAACAUUGGUCUGCGGGCAUUCCUGGUGAUAGCAGAUGCUCUGCAACAGAAGGAUGGAGAGCCUCCAAUGCCCAACACAGGAGCCACUCUGCCCUCUGGAAACUCUCUGAAGAAGAAGAAAACUUAUCUUAGCAAGACACUUACCGAAGAGGAAGCCAAGCUAAUAGGCAUGUCCUUGUACUACUCCCAGGUGCGAAAAGCUCUGGACAACAUCCUGAGACACUUGGACAAGGAGGUGGGUCGUUGUAUGAUGCUCACCAGCGUCCAGAUGCUCAACAAAGAACCAGAGGACAUGAUCACCGGUGAAAGGAAGCCUAAAAUCGACCUCUUCAGGACAUGUGUGGCUGCCAUUCCUCGUAUCCUUCCUGACGCCAUGUCCAAACCUGAGCUCAUCGACCUGCUCUCACGACUCACUGUGCACAUGGACGAUGAGCUCCGUCUUAUUUCCCAGAACUCCCUGCAGAGCCUGUUGCUCGAUUUCUCAGACUGGAGGGAAGACGUCCUGUUUGGUUACACACAUUUCCUUUUGCGUGAGGUCCAAGACACCCAUCAGGGUCUGCAGGACGCAUCUGUGAAGCUCCUUCUCCAGCUUCUCACACAGUGGAGGUUAGCUCUGCAGCUGCAGGGGAAGAUGCGAGGUGGAGUUGAGUCCAGCCCCAGACUGCCCGAGCGAAGCCCUCAUGGCUCAGUGCUCCAUGCGGUUGAGGGCCUGGCUCUGCUGCUGCUCUGCUCGUGUCAGAUCAGCACGAGGAAGCUGGCAGUCGGCGUGUUAAGAGAAAUACGCUGCCUCUUCACGGCUCUGGGACACGCUGAGGACGACGACAAACCCAUGAUAGAGGUCAUGGACCAGCUGAGCCCAGCCGUAAUGGACAGCUUUGUUCACGUGGCUGUCUCUGACUCAUCCACGCUGCCACUCAGCCACCAUGUUGAUCUCCAGUGGCUGGUGGAGUGGACGGCUCGACUCGUGAGCAGUUCCUAUGACGUGAAGAGCCCCAGCCACGUCUGGAUCUUUGCUCAGUGUUUGAAGGACCCGUGGGUGCUCUGUCUGCACAUCUUCCUGCGGCAGGAGCAUCUGCCCAAACACUGUCCCAUCGCCCUGGGAUACGCCUGGCCCUACGUGUUCACACGGCUACAGCUGCUGCUGCCACUGGUUGACCCCAACAGUCCAGUCAAUGCUAAGAAGACCAGCACAGCAGGCUCCAGUGACAAUUACGUCUCUCUGUGGCGUAACUACCUGAUCCUGUGUCUGGGUGUUGCUAAGCCGAGCAUCAUGUCCCCCGGUCACCUCAGAGCUUCCACACCAGAGAUCACUGCCACCACGCCCGACGGCAGCGUCACCUAUGACAACAAGGUGAUAGGCACUCCCUCAGUGGCCUGGCUUUUAAAGCAGCUCGUCCCGCUGAUGAGAGCUGAGAGUUUGGAGAUCACAGAGUCUCUGGUGCUGGGCUUUGGCUGCACCAAUGCUCUGGUUUUCAGGGAGCUAGUGGAAGAACUCCAUCCACUGAUGAAGGAAGCACUGGAGCGUAGGCCGGAGAACAAGAAGCGCAGAGAGAGGAGGGAUCUUCUCAGGCUGCAGCUGCUCAGGAUCUUUGAACUGUUGGCUAACGCAGGAGUUAUCAGUGACAGCACCAACGGAGCGCUGGAGCGUGACUCCCUGGCACUGGGCGCCUUGUUCCUUGAGUAUGUGGAUCUAACCCGGAUGCUUCUGGAAGCUGAGAAUGAGAAGGAGCUGGACGUGCUGAAAGACAUCCGAGCCCAUUUCAGCGGCAUGGUGGCUAAUCUCAUCCAGUGUGUUCCAGUCCACCACAGGCGCUUCCUCUUCCCUCAACAGUCUCUGAGACACCAUCUCUUCAUCCUCUUCAGCCAAUGGGCUGGACCCUUCAGUGUCAUGUUCACACCCCUUGAUCGCUACAGCGACCGCAACCACCAGAUCACUCGCUACCAGUACUGUGCUCUCAAGGCCAUGUCAGCAGUUCUGUGUUGCGGCCCAGUGUUUGACAAUGUGGGUCUCUCUACUGAUGGCUAUCUCUAUAAAUGGCUCGACAACAUCUUGGCCUGUCACGACAUACGGGUGCAUCGUCUUGGGUGUGAGGUGGUCAUCCUGCUCUUAGAACUGAACCCAGACCAGAUCAAUCUGUUCAACUGGGCCGUGGACCGUUGCUUCACCGGAUCUUACCAGCUGGCAUCUGGCUGCUUCAAGGCCAUCGCCACUGUCUGCGGUAACAGGAAUUACCCUUGUGACCUCGUGACCUUGCUCAACCUGGUGUUGUUCAAGGCCUCAGACACCAGCAGGGAAAUAUAUGAGAUCUCCAUGCAGCUGAUGCAGGUGCUGGAGUCAAAGCUGUGUGCGUACUCAAAGCGGAUGGUGGAGCAGAAGCCCGGUAAUAUUUUGUAUGGAACACACGGACCCCUGCCGCCACUGUACAGUGUCAACCUGCCUCAGCUCUCCAUCCAGCUGGCCAGCAUGUACCCAGAGCUCACUCUGCCUCUUUUCUCAGAGGUCAGCCAGCGUUUCCCAACCACCCACCCGAACGGCAGACAGAUCAUGCUGUCCUACCUGCUACCCUGGCUCAGUAACAUUGAGCUUGUGGACACGGGGCUCUUACCUCCCGCCUCAAGCCCGUGCACGCCGGAGGAAGAACCUCACGGUCAAGGGCAGGGUCUGUCUCCGAGUCUAAGAGGCAACGGUUGGGGCUCCCUGCAGGCGACCUCGCUGGUGCUCAACAACCUCAUGUUCAUGACUGCUAAGUACGGAGAUGAGGUUCCAGGCCCGGAGAUCGAGAAUGCCUGGAACGCUCUGGUGUCCAAUGAGAGGUGGAGCAACAACUUACGGAUCACCUUGCAGUUCCUUAUCAGCCUGUGUGGAGUCAGCAGUGACACCACACUACUGCCUUAUAUCAAGAAGGUGGUGAUCUACCUGUGUCGCAACAACACCAUCCAGACUAUGGAGGAGCUCCUGUUUGAGCUGCAGCAGACUGACCCGGUCAACCCCGUGGUCUUGCACUGCGACAACCCUCCCUUCUACCGCUUUGCUGCCAGCAACAAAGCCUCCACCUCACAGACAGGCACCACCUCCAGCAGUAACACCGUGGUAGCUGGUCAGGAGAACCUGGCAGACACAGACGAGAACAAGCUGGUCAGAGAGAGUGAAGAGCGCAGGGCCAGGGCUCAUAACAGGCUGGAAUCUCGCUACAGCAACAGCUCCGGAGGCUCGUACGAGGAUGAAAAGACUGACCCACUCCCACCAUAUGCUGGUUGGCUACUGGGUGUUCUGGAGACCAACCAUCCUCAGCCGUUACCCAUGCCCGUUAACGGAGGCUGCUGGGCUCCUCUGGUCGACUACCUCCCAGAAACCAUCACACCUAGAGGACCGCUGCACAGGUGUAACAUCGCAGUGAUCUUUAUGACUGAAAUGGUGGUGGACCACAGUGUGAGAGAAGACUGGGCUUUACACCUUCCCCUGCUGCUACAUGCCCUUUUCUUGGGUCUGGACCACUACAGACCAGAGGUCUAUGAACACAGCAAACGUCUCCUUCUCCACCUCCUCAUUGCUCUCUCCUGCAACAACAACUUCCAGGUAAUAGCUUCAGUUCUGAUGCUGACGAGAGAGAUCAGUGACAACAAGACCCUCACCAUCAAGUCCAGCUACCACACAGAGUACCAGCAGUCACAUGCACCUGACUUCCUGCGAGAGUGGCAGGCGUCUCCAGUGGUGGACUCCGGCCUCAGCUCCACCUCCAACUCUUCCUCUGCCAGUCUGGGUGGUGGCAGCACUGCAGGCAGUGUUGGGAAUUUGCCCCUGGUGACACCCGACGACCUGGAGGAUCUCGAAGACACACCCAACGAGACAGACGAGAAGACGAACAAACUCAUCGAGUUCCUGUCCACCAGUGCCUGGAGUACUGUGUUGUUGUUGCUCAGAGCGUUUGGGCCGCUGUGGGUGCACGAGGACAUCACACCAAAGAACCCCAACUCCAAGAGCACGGAGCAGCUCUCCAACUUCCUACGCCACGUCGUCUCCGUCUUCAAGGAGUCCAAGUCAGACUUCCACCUGGAGCACCAACUGAGCGACGUGGCUCUACAGACGGCCCUGUGCAGCUCCUCGCGUCACUACGCCGGGCGCUCUUUCCAGAUCUUCAGAGCUCUCAAACAGCCGAUCAACAACCACGCUGUCUCCGACCUGGUGUCACGCCUCGUCGAGGUGGUGGGAGAACACGGGGAUGAGGUGCAGGGCUAUGUGAUGGAGGUGCUGUUGACGCUGGAAUCCGUGGUAGUGAAUCUAGCAGAAUGUCUGAAAAACAGUGACCUCAUGGCAGCUCUAACCAGGACAUCCUCCCCAGACUUUGUGACCAGUGACAAACUGAUGAACAGAAAGAGCACAGGUCAGUUGAACUUCCCUGGCCCAGGGUUUGUCGGCCUUUCGUCACAACGCCACCAGCGCUCCUACUCUGUCCCCAAGAAGUUUGGCGAGUGUGGCCACCAUUCGAACGAUCCUCCUCGCAGUGCAACUCUGGACCGCAUACAGGCCUGCAACAAUCACGGCCUCGCCCGAACGGGAAGAACCCCCGGGUCUUGCACGUCAUCAACCAAUCGCAUCGAUCCCAGUGUUCUGUCGGAUCCAGCCCAUGUUUCACACCCUUCAACAAUACUGGCCACAGUCUUCUGGGUGGCGGUGUCACUCAUGGAGUCAGACUUUGAGUUUGAAUAUCAGAUGUCACUUCGGCUCGUUCACAAGUUGCUGUCAAAGGUGCCCUUAGACAGAGCAGAGAAUCGCGAACGCCUCGAGAAGCUGCAGGCUCAGCUGAGGUGGAGUGGCUUCUCUGGGAUUCAGCAGCUUUUGUUGAAGGGUUUCACCUCCCAGGCAACUUCUGACCUCACCUUACAGCUCUUCUGCCAGCUCACGCCAGUCUCCCGGGUGCCCGUUGUUGACAGCUCGCAGUCUAUAGGAUUCCCCCUUAAUGUGCUGUGUCUGCUGCCUCACCUGGUGCAGCACUUUGGACACCCAACUCAGUUUUGUAAAGAGAGUGCAGAGAGGAUCGCACAGGUGUGUUUGGUGGAGAAGCACACAAAGUUGUCCCAUCUGGCUCAUGUGAUGACUCUCUACAAGACACGUUCCUACACACGGGACCCUUUCUCCUGGGUCAGCGUGGUUUGCCGCUACCUCCAUGAGGCUUUCUCCGACAUCACACUCAACAUGGUCACCUAUAUGGCUGAGCUGCUGGAUAAGGGCCUUCCCAGCAUGCAGCAGUCUCUCCUCCAGAUCAUCUACUGUCUGCUCAGCCACAUGGACCUGACUGCCGUACAAGUCAAACAGUUCAAUGCUGAUGUCACGAAGACCAUUGAGAAGUUUGUCCAGACCAUACACUGGAAAGACGCCUUAAACAUCUUGAAACUGGUGGUGUCACGCUCUGCCAGCCUGGUUCAUCCAGUGUACGGCCACUCACAAGGUGACCUGUCCAACCUCGAGGUCAGCAGGGUAUGGGACGGCUCAGCCAAGGCCCUGCCUGGAAAAACACUGGACUUCACCUUUGACAUCUCUGAGACUCCGGUGAUUGGACGUCGGUUCGAUGAGCUCCAGGGUUCGGGGGGUAGAGAGGGUAAGGCCAGAGCCAUGGCUGUAACACGGAGUACUUCCUCCACUUCCUCUGGAUCCAACUCAAACACCAUCCUGGUGCCUGUCAGCUGGAGGCGACCACAGUCCUCUCAGAAAAGAACCAGAGAGAAGCUGGUGAACGUUUUGUCUCUUUGUGGACAAGAAGUUGGACUCACCAAGAACCCGUCUGUGAUCUUCUCAUCGUGUGGCGACCUGGACAUGAUGGAGGUGCGAGAGAGCGGCGUGUCGUCGGAGGAGGGCGGAACCAGAGAGGACACGCUAGACGACACUGCCAGUGAGCAGCAGUUCAGAGUGUUCCGAGACUUUGACUUCCUGGAUGUGGAGCUGGAGGACGGAGAGGAGCUCCAGGGCGAGACCGUGGAUAACUUUAACUGGGGCGUGCGUCGGCGAUCUCUGGACAGCACGGAGCUGGGCGACCUGUUGGAGGAGAGCCAGCAUUCAGGCAGCACCCCCAGCCUGGGUCACGAGGACCCCCACGAUUCAGACGAGUCCUCAGAGGAAGAGGAGUCUUCGACCAGCCAAAGCCUGUCUCACUCUCAGCUCACUAACCCGUCUCCAUCAGAGGAAACCAAUCACACUGAUUCUUUGUCUACUUCUUACGACACAUCUGCCGACCCACAAUCCCUCAAUGCCACCACACCGGGCCAGGGAGUACUCCACGAUGAUCACAGUGGCCUCCACGGGAGGGUGUGCGCUGAUGACGAGGACACUCAGGCCCAGGACGAUGACCUGUCACUGAGCGUCAAUGAGCUCCCUCACGGCUCGGACUGUGGCGAGAGCUUCACCCUGGAGUUGCCGGGGCAACCUCAAGGUCAGCCACGCAAUCUGGAUCACAGCCUCAACCAAGACUACUGCCAACCACCGCUGGACUUUCUAGACCCCAACUGUCUGCCCAGCUUACGUGAUGAUGUAGAUGACUUGGAAGACCUUGGUUUUCCUCCUCCCCCCUCUCCAUUUUUCUCCGCCAUCUUGGCAGCCUUCCAGCCCACAGUGUGUGACGACGCUGAGGAGGCGUGGCGCUGUCAUAUCAACCAGCUCGUGACAGACUUGGAUGGGUCCUGUGCUGUCCACACUUUUCAAGUCUUCUCGUCUCUCUUUAAGAACAUACACGGUAAAUUCUGCCUCCUGACAACUGAUGUUGCCACUUACCUUGGAGAGGGUUUAAGAGGCAUCGGAUCAAAGUUCCUCAGGUCGUCACAGAUGCUGACCACAUGCUCAGAUUGUCCCACAAUCUACAUUGAUGCUGACACGAUCAUGUCCUAUGGUCUCCUUGAGAAGAUGAAGUUCAGUGCGCUGGAGCUGCAGGAGUAUCUGGAUACCUACAACACCAAAGAGGAGGCGGCUGUAUCGUGGUUGAGGAACUGUAAGGACACAUUUCCCAGAUGCCCCGGUGACAGUGUGGUCACCUGCCAGCCUGGAGACUCUGAGGAGAAGCAACUGGAGCUUUGUCAGCGGCUCUACAAGCUGCAUUUCCAGCUCCUCCUCCUCUUCCAGUCCUACUGCUCGCUCAUCGGGCAGGUUCACGCCAUCAGCUCUGUGCCUGAGCUACUGAACAUGUCUCGAGAGCUCACUGAUCUGAGGAGCAGCCUGCAGGCAGCAGAGGCAGCUGUGGCCAGCGACCUGGAACACAAACACUUGGCCCACACUCACGCACACGCCAGCCAGGUGGCAGCCAUGGUUGUCCCCAGCUUCUCCACCUCUGAGGCAGCUGUGCAGGCCGUCCUGGAGUGCCUUAAGAACCACGAGUUCACUAAAGCUGUGCGCUACAUCCAGGAAUGCAGGAGGCAGUGGCCCAACGGAGUGUUUGGUGGCAGCUCGGAGAGCGAGGUCCAGACACUACUCAACGUCUACUUCCGCCACCAGACGCUGGGCCAGACGGGCACCAUCGCCUUGGUCGGUUCUCGCCAGGACCUGAGCCUGAUCUGCUCCAAGCUGCUGGAGCUCAACGGGGAGAUCCGCGACAUGAUCCGCCGCGCCCAGGGUUACCGGGUCGUCACAACCUACCUCCCCGACUCCAGCGCCUCCGGGACCAGUCUCUGACAGGAACUCAGGAGCCCCCCACCCCCUCCCUCCCCGCCCUUACCUCCCCUGUCACUGCAACCGCUGACCCUCCCAAAAGCAUCACCUCCCUUGCUGCCAUCUCAGCCUGUUUACACAGAGGAGGCGCAGCACCCACACACGUGGCCUCUGCCUCCGCCUGUGUGCCUGCUGCCACGGCUGCACAGCUCCAGACAGUUACCUGCCUACCGCCCUUCCCAACACCAGAACCAGAACCAUUUUUAGACCCGAACCUUUCUCUGCUCUCUUCAUCCUCAUCCACCGUCGACUCUGAUACCUCUUUGCUUGAUUUCCCCAAACCCCCAGACCUGUUCUCAUCACACAGCUGCUCAAACACAGCAGAUUUCACACUGCCGCACACACAGGAGCCACAUAGGAGUUACCUGGACGAGAACACGAAUGUUUAUUAUCCUUUCAGAGGACAUUCAUCACACAGCUCACCACUGUUAAAUCUACACAGCAGCAGACACCUCACAUCAUCUCAUACAUCCAGCAUGCUCCCCACUGUGGCCUCAGAACCCACCCUGCUCACACACUCCAACACAAACGCGUCACCCAUUCCCCCUCGAGGCUCGCAUCUCCCCCAUUUCCCCCGCUCUCCGUACAAACACUCAAACCCAUCGGCAAUUCCACACCCAGGCCAUGAUACAGUCUUAACCCGUGGCCCUGCCCCAUCUUCAUCCCUCCUCCCUCCUCCCCCUCCCCCCCCUCCUCCUCCUCCCUGUCCCACCGGCCCAGGAGAGGCUGCAGCAUGGGGCUGUUGUUGCUCCCUCGGUGGUGCUGCUACGCCCUUAUCUCGCUACCUGGGGAAGGUGGGUCACGCUGCACUGCCCCUACUGAAAGUAGGGGGGCUCCUGAACGCUGAACCGUCAGACGUCCAGACCUGAGACGUAAACUUACAAUGCCAGAGGACCUAAAGAAUCUGAAUCUGAGAAGACGACAUGCGUCCCAGACAUGAUGGGAUGUAUCACUGAACACUAUAGACACUACAGAUCGCUGCCUGCUGAUAAAGACGACCCGAUGUGAUUCUGUCUGAGCGCUACAUGUUGUAAAAUUGAUGUGCUCCCGCUUCACGGCCGUCACUCAGCAUCUCAUCUGGACCUGUGAAGGCUCUCCGCUUGGAUUUCUAACUUGCUUCCCAGAUGAAACUUCAAGACCUGCUUGAACUUGAUUGAUUAUUGCUGCCUCCUUCAGAAAGGACAUAGUUUGCUGGUAGUAUCACCAGAGACAGUGAGGAAACUACCGGUGACACUAUGUAACAUCACCGGUAGAGUUUUCGCUAUUGCACUAAGUGGAGCUUUGGUUUUGUUUUUUUAAAAGAACGUUACAGAAAGGUUAUCUUACUGUUUGUUUUGUUACUGUGAGAGAAAAAAGGUGAGAAGGAAAAAGCCAAAUGCUGGAUUCCCUUUUCUCUCCUGUCGUGUCUACUGUUUUGAGGAAAUUGUGCAAUGCAUGACCCAGUUGAAUGCUUUCUACUGUAGUGUAGUGUCCCUUUUCUGCUCCCUAAAAGUCUGACCUGUCCAGACUGACUGAAAGACUGAUGGACGAAGAGCGGAUGCAGAAUAUUCAAGCGUAAUUCCUCAUGCUGCCCUUGCUCUGUUUAUAUUCUGUAUCGGUGAAGCGGCUUGUCUCCUGGCUACUGUCGUGAAACAUUGGUAGACUCUCGCCAUCACGUGUGCACUACUGUGUGGCUAGUGGUGACAUCAUUAGUGAGCGUACACGCUGUAUAUUUCUCACUGUCCGACACUGUAACAAGCUGACCUUAUGUGUUCACAUGCCAUGAGGAUAGUGCAUGUCCACACUGAGAUAUUUUGUCUGUCUGUGUACCGUUUCUAGUUAUGAGCACACAACCAUUGUAGCAUAUGUUUGUGUGUGGUAUGUAGUUACCUUACACGUUAAGGGAAAUGCUGACAUUCAGCACUCAUCGAUGUUCAAAACAAAACCUGUGCUACUACUGAAGGCCAACACUUCCUGUCGUCAGCCCUCUUUGUGACUCUCCCUCGUUCCCCCUCUUGAGUCAUUUAUUGUACAAACCUCUUUUUCCUAUUUAUAUCUGAUCAGCUAUAAAUCAACACUCAUUUGGUUUUAUAUCGAUGUUUGUUCUCUCAAAUCAAACUGCCAUGCAUGCAUCUUCUGUGUACUGUAUGGAGUGUUUGAACUAUUUAUUAACAAGAAUCAUAUUUUGUCUGAAAGAUACGUUUGUAUGAGGUGCAAAAGGGAGCUUUGAGCUCAUGCGGGUAUGUUUUUUUUUUUUCCUGUGUGUGGGAGAACGUGUGUGUGCAUGCCAAACAAGAAAUUGCACAUUUUUAAAGCUUUUUAGAUUCAGACUGUAGCUGAUUUUUUUUCCACCGUGUAAAUACUUUUACAGCCUUUGUGAAGUUGUUUUGAGUUGAUGUUCUGUACAAGUUAGUGUCAAAGUAAAAGACAUGAAAAUGAUGCGUA